GAUUUGUAUUGUUUUGUUGUGUGGCGCCACUAUUACCACAUGUAUUUCGUUUUUUCUCUCUGCAACGCUGCAGCAAGUGAGUCGUUGGCUGAUGGUACUCUCCGUCCAAAGCGCGAAGACAUCGUGCCGGCUGCCGGGUCACCACGACUCACCAUCAACGCUUCGGUGACUGCCCCAGCGCUACAAAGGGGUCUCAAUAUUCCCGGCAUAUCACAGCUGUUCGCUUCACGUGUGCUUUUGUGCAUGACUCCUUCGUUUUGACAGAGUGUCGCCCCUUUUUCCUGGACUGUCAUUUUUACCGUCCCCCGGCAUCGGCAGUGGUGAUCUUCUGACACGUUGGGGGAAAAGCCGACGAACCUCCAUGUUUGUGUCGCAUUGUAGACCGAAUGUUCCUCUGUCGCUUGUUACUAUUUGCCGCAAUGUGCGUUUUGCACAUAUGAGUGGACUGAAGUCCAGAAAGAGGGGGGUCAUGAAUAACGCUACUGCGAAUGUCACUCCUCUCGGUCUGCCGGGCGAGGCGUCUUGUGCCGCCGGCAAUUUCUCAAGCGUUUCUUCUCACACGACGCCUCCUUCAAGUACACCUGGAGAAGAAACGAUGACAUCUGCAGGUCCUGCGGUAAAGACUAAGACCUCCGAUCCAGCACGUGAAUCCGAAAUGAAUCGGCAACAGGGAAGCAUUCGUCUGCUGAAAAAGCCUGUGCCGCCAUGGAAACCAGAACCGGAAGACUGCUGCGGAUCUGGCUGCAAACGAUGCAUUUUCGACAUGUACUACGAACAACUCGAAGAGUAUGAAGAAGCCCUCAAGCGAUGGGACCUCCAACAGCGCCAGCUGGGCCAAACAGGUGAUGACACAUCGUCUCCAAAAUAA
Molecule: messenger RNA, 868 nt
Organism: Toxoplasma gondii ME49
Lineage: Eukaryota; Apicomplexa; Conoidasida; Eucoccidiorida; Sarcocystidae
Exons: 3
Coding region: 362-868 (168 amino acids)
Source: RefSeq, a predicted model, not a curated record